AUGUUUCACAGACGGCACGCCGAACGGACAGCACAGCUCUGGCUGCAGAAACUCCGCGAUUCCCCAGCACCGAAACGUCUGAACCUGAUAUAUUUGGCCAAUGAGGUCGCGCAACAGUCAAGAGCCCGACGGAAAGAGGACUUUCUCAUCGCAUUCUCGCCGAUCAUCGCAGAGGCCACGGCUAUCGCAUACAAGGGUUCCUCAAACGAUAUUCAGCAAAAGCUUCGUCGCGUGGUUGAAGUAUGGAGACAGAGAUCAAUCUUUGAACUUCCCAUUCAGGAGGCCGUAGAAGCUCGAGUAGAUGAGAUCGAUAAGUCACGCUCUACCGGUAAAAAACCGUUGCUAGGAGGGUCUCUCUUUUCAAGCUCGUCGGGUUCAACACCGUCUGAGCUUCAGCCUCUAGUGCCUCUACAAGUAGCCGUUUCAAAGGCUACAGUGGCUUCGACUGCGUCUGCCACAGCUGCGAAUGCAGAGUAUGAUAAGAUGCAUGACCCUAGCACGCCUUUGCCUACACCUCCAGUGCAUGCGGCGCGGCUUAGCCAGUUGUUGAAAGCCCUUGCGAAUGCAGAAAGCUCUGUAUCCGAGGUGAUCAAAUCACGCAUUGCACUCAUUGAGGGUCUCGAGAAGCUUCUCGAAACUAAUCGCUCAGCUUUAUCUAAAGAACAAUCAAUGGUCGCACAGUUGACGGAAAGAAAAUCGGAGACGGAAGCCACCAAACGGGAGGUUGAAGAUGGGAUUAUGCGAGGGCUUUCUGCCGAGAAUUCGCCUGCGGUCAACCAUGGCGAUGCUGGGCCAGAGGGAGAACCUAUCUCUCGUCCAGAAGUUGAGGCCCUGACUCCUCCGCCAGUUGAGGCUAUUACGCCUGUUGGUUCUCCCAAGCAGGCCGCACAGGAAUCAGACUUCAGCGCAGUGCCCCCUCAACCCCAGAUACUAGGUGGAUUUACCCUGCCUGGAUUCGGAAAUCCGGCCGAUUCAUCUCUUUCGGCGGCGGGCUUCCCUCCUGUGGGACUCGGCGAGCACCAAACGGACGGUUCAAACGGGCUCCAUGCCAAGAGGCGCAAGGUUACGCACGAAGAGGAGGAUUAUGCUCAGUUCGCAGGCGGCGACUUGGAUGCUGAUGUAGCUGAGCUCUUGAAACAGGAAGGCGAUGCCCAGCAAUGA
Messenger RNA from Aspergillus niger, 1161 nucleotides. RefSeq lists its product as uncharacterized. Gene Ontology annotation, biological process: mRNA 3'-end processing. Bases 1 to 1161 code for a protein of 386 amino acids. The record is from RefSeq and is a predicted model, not a curated record. Gene Ontology annotation, cellular component: RNA polymerase II, holoenzyme. Gene Ontology annotation, molecular function: RNA polymerase II complex binding. The transcript has 5 exons. Lineage: Eukaryota; Fungi; Ascomycota; Eurotiomycetes; Eurotiales; Aspergillaceae.